UCAAUGAUGUUUUGCCAUUCACAAAAUCAGUUUGUACCACUCAAUCAUUCUUAUCAAAAUUUUUAAAUGGCUCCUAGCUAUGACUCUUUUAUUAGCAUUACCGACAAUAAAAGUAAGUGGUGCUUUUUUGCAAGAAUCGUUAGACUAUGGUCAACUACUGAUUCAAAUAGCUCUGAAAAAUCAACUACAAUCCAUUUGAUUUUAAUGGAUAAUUAUGGUCACAAGAUACAUGCAAUGGUUGGUAGUGAACUUUUCAACAAGUUCAAAUUUUCUUUGAAAGAAGAAGCUGUUUUUAUCAUGUAUAAUUUUCGAGUCGUUAUCAAUGAAAUACAAGAAGUCAUUACAACAUCGCAAAGAUUUUGUCUGAACUUUAGAGAUAAGACUAAGAUCAAACCUGUGAUCAUGGAAUUGUGCCUUAUUAUUCCUAUUUUUUGACCCAUCCUUCAGUUUUUCUUUCAAAUAUUUACAAAUCUGAAGUUAUGGUUGGGGAGUUACGAUUAAAUUUAUUAAAACAAAAUAAUAUUAUAUAAAAUAUUUUUAAAAAUUAAAUUUAACUGGAUAAAUUUGUAUCGAUUUGAAGAUAUAAUCGGGAUGCUGGCUAAAGUUGAGGUUGAAGAUGAAUAUAUUUUUGAUGGUGUUAUGACGAAGAUUAUUUCUAUGGAUUUAGAAAAUAAUGGGUUUGUAUACAAAUGCUCUUUGUCAGAUUAUAAGCUUAUGAAAUCUAUAUUUCAUGUAAUAGUGAUAUGAAAAUGUUUUUGGUAUAUUUUAGUUAUCGAUUCAAAUGUAUUCUCCAUGAUCAUUUUGUGGAUGACUUGAACGAUUUUAUACUAUCUGGAUCUUCUGACAAUGCAUGUGUGGUAGUUUUUCUUGGAAAGAUCAAGUUAUGGAAAGGGAUACCUACCGUUCAGAAUCACGGUGCUUAUACCAAGAUGUUAUUCAACCCAAAAUUCAAUGUUUUUGAAGAGUUGAAAGACAGGAUUUUUCUUUACAUAUAUCUACCGUUUAUUUUUAUUAUAAACAAUGUAUAAAAAGAUAUUAUUUUUUAUAAAAAUCUAUUCAAUUUAUUUUUUAUAUUCAGGAUGAUGGACAAAACAUUUUCACCGUACAAGGGUAUAUAUGAGAGUCCGGAAGAAACUUGGUUUCAUAAUAUAGAUCAAUGGAUGUACUCAAUAGGAGUAACCACUCUAUCUGCACUUAGAAUCUGUCCAACUGAAUCAAUGUCUAUCAUAAUGGCCACUGUUGACCAAUAUGUCACCGAUGAUGGUUGGUGGUUUUUAUCUUGUAUUUGUCAUGAACAAGUUGUUCCUGACAGUCCUGCUUACUAUUGUGAAAGAUGUAAUAAGCAUGUUUUAAUGAUUACUCCAAGGUUUCGCAUCACAUUCCAUGUGACUGACAACACAGGAUCUGCCACAUUUCUAAUGCAUGAUAGCGUUGCAGCUGAGUUUUUUGGGAUACCGUGUAGUAAAAUGCUUGAAUUUGGUGAAAAUGUUGGAAUGAGUUCUUAUGUUCCUGAUGAACUACUCAAUAUGGUCGGAAAAUGCUAUCUAUUCAAGGUUUUCUCCAAAGUUGGUGCAGGAUGUGAUGGUGAGAAAUGUUAUCCGAUUUCAAAAAUCAAUGAUGAUGAGGAACUCCUUGGAAGAUUCAAACGUCAUAAUUCGGUAGUCAUCAAACUUGAUACUCCCUCCGUUUCAAAAUACAUGUCCAUUUUGGAGAAAUUGCACUAAC
This is a messenger RNA of Medicago truncatula (barrel medic), 1725 nucleotides long. RefSeq lists its product as uncharacterized. The record is from RefSeq and is a predicted model, not a curated record. Lineage: Eukaryota; Viridiplantae; Streptophyta; Magnoliopsida; Fabales; Fabaceae. The transcript has 6 exons. Bases 1080 to 1724 code for a protein of 214 amino acids.